AUGGACCUCAUGGAGCUCUGGAGGUCUAGUAUGGAGGCCAUACGGCUGGAUCUGUCAGAUGCAGAAGUGCAGCUCCGGUGCUUCCAACGUGUUAGGCCGUCCGUCUAUGACUGGGACAGGUACAGCUGUUUGUCUGUUGGUCCUCCAAUUCAGCAGCGUUUCAGACAGAUUGUGAACGUGUGCCGAGACUGGGAAAAGUUGUCCUGGAACUGGAGGGUUUCGACCGAAGAGCUUCGGGACGGCUUGAGAAAUCUCUCACUUCGGCAUGGUGUUCCGAGCGGGAGUUGGGGCUUCUUGCUGCCUCCAGAAGAAAUGAAUCAAGUGUGGCCCUACAUUGCCGAGAAGUGCUUCCGACGAGAACUCGGAAUUGGCGCCGUAGUUGAGGAUGUCGUCGAAGAUGAAGAAGAUGGAGAAGAAAUGAUUUGCAAAGUCUUUGUGGAGAACUCGUAUGAUCCAGAAGAAACAGAGCAAGUAAAAAACAGCCUCUUGGCAAUUCUGCAGAGUCUCGUCACGGAAGUCGAAAUCGAACUUGUGCCAGAUGUCUACAUGUAUUGCGAGCUCUAUGUCGAGAACUCUCCAAACACCCUCUCAGCACUUGAGGUCUGCAAGAUGAAGGGGCUUCCCAGUCUUCCCAGUCUUCCCAAGGAAAGUCAGUAUGACCACGUUCAAGUUGCCGCCCUCUCACAGGCAAUUGAAGCAGGUUCUUUGGACUCGACAUUGGGAGAUGCUUCUCAGCAGGAUUUGUUGAACUCGAUCCACUUCGUUGCCUUGCAGCAAGAGGAAACACCUGUCCCGAUCGUCACUCUAUGCGCUGCGCUGCCUACGACGUGGCAUCAAGAGUUGACAAAGAAGGUGCUCCGUUCAAUCUCAGGUCUGGUGAAGCCUAAGAGUGCUGUUUUUUUUGGCAUGAAGAGCAAGGUUUUUGACAAACAGGAGUUUCUCCGAUUGCACACAGCUAAUUUCGAUUUUCUGGCUGACCUUUGCUUACACGGCGUCGCGGACCCUGGGCACGCAGCGAGCUUUGUCCGGAGACUGCUGUCAGAAGCGACCAACGCAAUCCUGCCAAGACAUGCGACUUGGGCGUUCCUGCUGCAGAACUUGGACAAACUGCUGGAGAAGUUACCUCAACACUUCGGUAUUCUGCUUCCUUUCCGGUCCCCGGAAAUCUCAGCAAAACAGCUCCGGAUCCUCAGCCUCAACGUGUGGUUCGAACAACGGGAUCGGGAGCUCCGCACUGCCAUCCUUCUGUCAACCCUCCGGAAGCUUGGUCCAGCGAUUUGUUGUCUUCAGGAGGUGACUCCGAAGGUUGCUAGAGACAUCGAACAUGCGUUUCCUUCAUGGUCCUCCUCAAAUCUUCUUGGUCUUGAAGGAGAGUAUGGUGUCAUGAUCCUGGCGUCUCCAGGGUUGUCUGUGCGAUUUUCCUGUCAUUCUUUACCGACUGAUAUGGAUCGGCAACUGCUCGUUGCAGAGUUUGAUGGCUUGAGUGUUGGCACCGUGCACUUGGAGUCCCUGGACAACCAAGACGUUCGAGAGUCACAGCUGGCAGUUUGUGCGGAAGUGAUGGAGCAGUGGCCUGACAUGAUCCUCGUGGGCGAUUUCAACUUCUUGGUAGAAAAGCAGGCGCGAAGAGGCCUCAACAAACUGCCGCAGUUUGUGGACCUCUGGCCGUCCUUGCGAGAAGAACCAGGGAACACUUGGCGGUCUCAUGGCAAAAACAAAAGGAGAAAUCGCUUGGAUCGUGUCUUGACGAAACUCUCGCGAUGGCAGCCAGUGGAUAUCGAGCUGAUGUUUGAGCAGCCUCAAGAUCCAGGAGCUGAAAUUUUGGCUUUGCUGCCUUCGAUGCAGAGCAACUCUGCUUGCAUCCACCCAGAUGUAAGCACUCAUCCUGCUUAUGUCAGUGACCAUUGUGGUUUGCUGGCCACUAUCGAACAACUCACAAGUUGCGCAGUUUCUGAAUCGCAUCGGCCAGGUGCUUGA
Molecule: messenger RNA, 1977 nt
Organism: Symbiodinium natans
Lineage: Eukaryota; Dinophyceae; Suessiales; Symbiodiniaceae
Source: the annotation of a GenBank genome assembly